This is a messenger RNA of Melampsora larici-populina 98AG31, 969 nucleotides long. RefSeq lists its product as uncharacterized. The transcript has 3 exons. Bases 1 to 969 code for a protein of 322 amino acids. The record is from RefSeq and is a predicted model, not a curated record. NCBI's taxonomy places the organism in Eukaryota, Fungi, Basidiomycota, Pucciniomycetes, Pucciniales, Melampsoraceae.
AUGAAAUCAGUCUGUCGCUCUGCAUUGGCCUUGGUGGCCGUCUUUGGCCUUUGCUCUCAUGUCGAGGGAGCUGCUCAACAUGGUAUGCUUAAGCGAAGGAUGGACCAUCUCGAGCAUUCCGCAACAGAAACUCUAGGGCUAGAUAGACGCGAGGAAGCACCCGCCACUGCAGUCACGGGUGAUCCCGCUCUGGUUGGAACUAAACACGCAGGCUCUGAGGCGACUGUUGUUGGAACCUCCACUUCCGAGCCUCCUGCUUCUAAGCCUGCCGAACCGGAGUACGAUUCUGAAGAUGGUGACAGUCCAGAAGAUUUGAAAAGGGACGAACUCAUAGACAAUUCCCCAGCUGGUAAAGCAGCUCGUGAUCUUUAUGACUUGAUGGUUGACAUGGGUGCCACAUUAGAAAGUAUCACCAGCCUUGGAGCAAAGGAGUCAGACAUUAUCAGCGGUGUUGACACAGUAAUAAAGAUGCUACCAAAAGGAGAACAACUGCGAACCGAUAUGCUCAAAGACGUUGAAAAGAAGGAUGGCGAGAUCGCUUCGGCUUUGAAAAAUUCGACAGACGCUACUCAAACUAUGCAGAAAUCUCUGGAGGAAAUCAAGGCGAAGCCCAGUGAUGUGACUGUCAUGAAGAAGAAUUACGAUUCUUUGGAUGCAAGCUAUCGCACGCUCUUCGCGAUGAGUGAUGGCCUCGCAGCUGAGGCAUUUGCGGCCAUUGCAGCCAGUCUAGACAAAUCAAAACCUUCCGAAGGCGCGCCCCAAGGUGACAACAAACCAUCAGGGGACGGUAAAGCUCCAAACAACGAUAAACCUGAUGGAGAAGCAAAAACUGAUGGAGAAGCAAAAACUGAUGGAGAAGCAAAAACUGAUGGAGAAGCCAAACCUGAUGGAGAAGCCAAACCUGAUGGCGAGAAGGCUUCCCCAAGUGUGGAAACCACAAAACCUGAUGGAGAAGCCCUAGUUGGAUAA